GGGGGUAGAAGCGGCAUUGCCUGAGGACUGGAGACGAGGGUGCAUGCAGAGUUCAAGCGCCACUCGGGCUGCGCACAAUGGACGACGAAAGCAUUAAGAGGUGCCCGGAACCACCUGAGCCAGCUGAAGAUAAGGACCAGCGAACUGUGACCAUCAAUCCUUGUCACAUGGGAAAGGCAUUCAAAGUCAUGAAUGAAUUAAGGAGCAAGCGGCUUCUCUGCGAUGUGGUGAUUGUUGCUGAAGAUGUUGAGAUUGAAGCCCAUCGUAUUGUCCUAGCAGCCUGCAGUCCUUAUUUCUGUGCAAUGUUUACAGGAGAUAUGACUGAAAGUAAAGCAAAGAAGAUUGAAAUCAAAGAUGUCGAUGGGCUGACAUUAAGUAAGCUGAUUGAUUACAUCUAUACAGCUGAGAUAGAAGUGACAGAAGAGAACGUUCAGGUAUUGUUGCCCGCAGCUAGCCUACUGCAAUUAAUGGAUGUCCGACAAAACUGUUGCGAUUUUCUUCAGUCUCAGCUGCAUCCCACAAAUUGCCUUGGAAUCCGGGCCUUUGCAGAUGUGCAUACUUGCACUGAACUACUGCAACAGGCCAACGCCUAUGCAGAGCAGCACUUCCCUGAGGUGAUGCUUGGCGAAGAGUUUCUCAGCCUUAGCUUGGACCAAGUUUGCAGUUUGAUAUCUAGUGACCAGCUCACAGUUUCGUCAGAGGAAAAGGUGUUUGAGUCUGUCAUUUCUUGGAUAAAUUAUGAGAAGGAUUCCCGCUUGGAACACAUGGCAAAGCUGAUGGAGCAUGUUCGUCUUCCUCUCUUGCCCAGAGAUUACCUUGUACAGACGGUUGAAGAAGAAGCUUUAAUCAAGAAUAAUAAUACAUGUAAAGACUUCCUUAUUGAGGCCAUGAAAUAUCACUUACUUCCUCUGGAUCAAAGGCAACUAAUAAAGAAUCCUAGAACAAAGCCAAGGACACCGGUCAGUCUGCCAAAGGUCAUGAUUGUAGUGGGUGGGCAAGCGCCCAAAGCCAUUCGGAGUGUAGAGUGUUACGACUUUGAAGAGGAAAGAUGGGAUCAGGUAGCUGAACUUCCUUCUCGAAGGUGUAGAGCAGGAGUGGUGUUCAUGGCAGGCAAAGUGUACGCCGUGGGAGGUUUUAAUGGCUCUUUACGAGUCCGAACAGUAGAUGUAUACGAUGGCGUGAAAGACCAGUGGAUAUCAAUAGCCAGCAUGCAAGAAAGACGGAGCACUUUAGGGGCCGCUGUGCUAAACGAGCUCCUUUAUGCUGUUGGAGGAUUUGAUGGAAGUACAGGGCUGGCAUCUGUGGAGGCCUACAACUAUAAAACAAAUGAAUGGUUCUUUGUGGCACCCAUGAAUACAAGAAGGAGCAGUGUUGGAGUUGGCGUUGUGGAAGGGAAGCUGUAUGCUGUUGGUGGUUAUGAUGGAGCAUCACGUCAGUGCCUUAGUACUGUGGAGCAGUAUAACCCAGCUACAAAUGAGUGGACCUACGUGUCAGAUAUGAGUACUCGGCGCAGUGGUGCAGGUGUCGGUGUCCUCAGCGGUCAGUUGUAUGCUACAGGGGGACAUGAUGGUCCUCUAGUGAGGAAGGGCGUGGAAGUAUAUGAUCCUGGAACAAAUACUUGGAGACAAGUGGCCGACAUGAAUAUGUGUAGAAGAAAUGCAGGAGUGUGUGCAGUCAAUGGGCUUCUCUACGUGAUUGUAUCCAUGGUGCAAAAGCGUUGCUGUAAUCCACAAACCAUUGUGACACAUGCUGAAGUGAGUGCAGGGAAGAGAAAUGAAUGCCUGUCUAGCUUGGUGGCUUUUGGAAGAUACAGAUACCUGACUGUUAGCCAGUGCAUUAAUAUUGCACUUGGUGGCACAACAGGAGUUCAGAAAAUCCGAAGUCCAUCUAUUUUUCAAGGGGGUCAGGGACCAAGAGAGUAUGUUCUGAAAUAUCAACAAAGUUUGCCACCAGUUCCAGAAGCACCUAAAGCAGCAUCCAGUGCCGAGUCUUCUAAGCCCCGUGAUGUGCCAAAGUUCAGGGCUUUUGAGCAAGUAGAACUUCAUAAUAUCAAGCUAGAUGGCCAGCAGACUGUCCGGAAAAUAAUGUG
This is a messenger RNA of Gekko japonicus, 2089 nucleotides long. It is a transcript of the gene KLHL3, whose product is annotated as kelch like family member 3. The record is from RefSeq and is a predicted model, not a curated record. Gene Ontology annotation, cellular component: cytosol. The transcript is spliced from 16 exons. Gene Ontology annotation, molecular function: protein binding. NCBI's taxonomy places the organism in Eukaryota, Metazoa, Chordata, Lepidosauria, Squamata, Gekkonidae. The annotation marks the transcript as partial. Gene Ontology annotation, biological process: monoatomic ion homeostasis; protein K48-linked ubiquitination; renal sodium ion absorption.